Molecule: messenger RNA, 2295 nt
Organism: Bubalus bubalis (water buffalo)
Lineage: Eukaryota; Metazoa; Chordata; Mammalia; Artiodactyla; Bovidae
Product: C-X-C chemokine receptor type 2
Exons: 2
Coding region: 630-1712 (360 amino acids)
Biological process (GO): G protein-coupled receptor signaling pathway; neutrophil chemotaxis; immune response
Cellular component (GO): membrane
Molecular function (GO): interleukin-8 binding; C-X-C chemokine receptor activity
Source: RefSeq, a predicted model, not a curated record
GCCUGUGUCUCCUACACUGGCAGACAGAUUCUUAACCACUGUGCCACCAGGGAAAUUCCACAUCUCCCCAUUUUUAGGGAAGAGGAUGACUUUUUCAGAUUUGAUGUUAAUUGCUUUGCCCUGAGGCUUAGUCUUUUGUGAAAAUGCAGUCCUGGCAGAGAUAUUAAAAGGUGUGGGUUUGAAUGAACUCAUAGAACCUCAGAUUUGGAAACAUCUCAGGGGUUAUUUACUCUGCCUCCCAAAUUGAGGAAAUGGAAAUCUGGAGAGGUAAAAGGACCCACUCAAGGUCACAUAGCUUAUUAAUGACAGAAUCAGGACAGCACGAGCACUGGAUACCAGAUAUCCUUAUUUCCAGUCUUGGUAACCAUUUGUAGGGUUUUCAGAUUGUUCUCGAAAGAGCCCUGGAGGUUUUGUGGGAACCUCCUCUGUAGAAUCCCAGGGAUGGGGGAGCCUGCUGGGCUGCCGUCUAUGGUGUCGCACAGAGUCGGACAGGACAGAAGCGACUUAGCAGCAGCAGCAGCCUCUGUAGUGACUACUUAGUUGGAGAGAGGUGCACACCCACCCUCCUCAGCAGAAGCGCUUUUGUCUGUUUCACGUCUGUUUCUUCUGUCUUUUAACCAGAUCACACCAUGACAAUCAUCCUGAAAGAUUUAUCUAAUAGCAGCUAUUUGUGGGAGGGGUUUGAGGAUGAGUUUGAAAAUUACAGCGGCAUGCCACCCAUAGAAGACUAUGAUUAUAGUCCCUGUGAGAUAAGCACUGAGACACUCAACAAGUAUGCUGUGGUCGUCAUCUAUGCCCUGGUCUUCUUGCUAAGCCUCCUGGGAAACUCCCUGGUGAUGCUGGUCAUCUUAUACAGCCGGGUCGGUCGCUCUGUCACUGAUGUCUACCUGCUGAACCUGGCCAUGGCUGACCUGCUCUUCGCCAUGACCUUGCCUAUCUGGGCCGCCUCCAAGGCAAAGGGCUGGAUCUUCGGCACACCCCUGUGCAAGGUGGCCUCACUCCUGAAGGAAGUGAACUUCUACAGCGGUAUUCUACUGCUGGCCUGCAUCAGCAUGGACCGCUACCUGGCCAUUGUCCAUGCCACACGCACGCUGACCCAGAAGCGGCACUGGGUCAAGUUCAUAUGUUUAGGCAUCUGGGCCCUGUCUGUGAUCCUGGCCCUGCCUGUCUUCAUCUUCCGUGAGGCCUAUCAACCACCCUCCUCCGACCUAGUCUGCUACGAGGACCUGGGUGCCAAUACAACGAAAUGGCGGAUGAUAAUGCGUGUCCUGCCCCAGACCUUUGGCUUCCUCCUGCCCCUGCUGGUCAUGCUGUUCUGCUACGGAUUCACCCUGCGCAAGCUGUUUUCAGCCCAAAUGGGGCAGAAGCACCGGGCCAUGCGGGUCAUCUUUGCUGUCGUGCUCGUCUUCCUGCUCUGCUGGCUGCCCUACAACCUGGUCCUGAUUGCAGACACCCUCAUGAGGGCCCAUGUGAUUGCCGAGACCUGUCAGCGCCGUAAUGACAUUGGCCGGGCCCUGGAUGCCACCGAGAUCCUGGGCUUCCUGCACAGCUGCCUCAACCCUCUCAUCUAUGUCUUCAUUGGCCAGAAGUUUCGCCACGGACUCCUCAAGAUCAUGGCCAUCCAUGGCCUGAUCAGCAAGGAGUUCUUGGCCAAGGAUGGCAGGCCUUCCUUUGUUGGCUCUUCUUCAGGGAACACGUCUACUACCCUCUGAGACUCCACACCGGGCUCCUUGCUUCCCCUCAGCAUCAUCCCAAGCCCCAUGUCCUCUGGCCGUUCACAGUCCCAUGUCAAGGCAGCUCCCUGUUGUGGUUACAGAAAGUUGCUGAGGCCAUGUCCCUAAUAGGCCCCCAUCACAUGGACUAGACAGCCUGUCCUGGGCCCACCUCUUGCUGUAAUCACCAUGUCAACUGAUAGAGCUUGGUGCAUCCUACCACUGAGCCCACAGUGCUCUAUCUUCUGGCAGACAUCCUUUGAAGAUAUUCUUUUCAAUGAUUACAAAACGUUCCCAUUAAUGGGAACCAUUAAUGUAAAACACCAUUGGUUACUUCCCUAGCUCUCCCUUUCCUUGUCAGCCAGGAAAGUCCCCUUCCCUUGAGAGAGGCUGAAAAUGACAAACACUCAUUUUCCAAGAUUCCCUUAAGAUAGGAGUGGCCAUAUCAUCUUGAUCUGAUUUAUAAAACUUAAAAAUAAUGGUGUGCUGGUAAAUCACACUCCUGGUGGGGGGGAAGUUCUGAUUUGUAUCAUUUGCUAUGUUCUGUGGUAUAAAUAAAUGCUACCACCAUGGCUGAUUUCAA